ACACGCACGACUAACGCUAGCUGACUGAUUUGUGUGUCAAGAAUGGAGGUUCGCACUUCCUGGUGGAGAUCUCAUCAAGGGAAUUCGUGGACAACCUCGUCUCACUGCUCAAUAGCCCAGCGGCUCUGAACUACGAGGUAAAGGGCCGUCUCCUUGCAUUGAUACAGACCUGGGCCUUGGCCUUUGAAAGUCGUUCAGAGCUUGGCUACAUGGGCAGCACCUACCAGCAUCUUCGUCAAGACGGCUUCCAGUUUCCUCCGGAAGAAAGGCUGGCUGCUUCUUUCGUCGACACUGCCGCGCCGCCAGAUUGGUCAGAUUCAGAGGUCUGCAUGCGCUGUCGUACAGCUUUUACUUUUACAAACCGCAAGCACCAUUGCCGGAGCUGCGGCAACGUCUUUUGUGGACAGUGCUCAACUCAGACUAUGCCGCUACCACAGCUCGGCAUCACAACGCCCGUUCGUGUAUGCGACGGCUGCUUUGCCAAGAAACAACAUGGUGCAACUAAAAAGAUGAACACUCAGGCAUCUCCUAGCAAGGCUCGUGCGCCUCCCAGGGAGGACGAGGACAUGGACUUGAAGCGUGCACUAGAAUUAUCGCUAGCGGAGAGUAAGAACGCAGAAGUCAGGCAAGCGCCGCAACCGGCAGCUGCAGCGCCAAUACCUGUUGCGCAGGAUGAAGAUGACGCCGACUUGAAGGCUGCCAUUGAAGCCAGCCUGCGUGAAGCUCAACCAGUAGCUACAGCGCAUGCACCUGCACCUGCCAGUGCAAAUGGCUACAGCUUGCCCCAGCUCGACCAAACGGCCUUGCAGCUACCUCAAGUCAGCACACAGUAUGCGUCUAAACAACCAGAAGCACGACAAAUGCCGAGUCCCAGCAACCCACACGCGUUACAGCCCAGUGAGGCAGAAAAUAUCAAUCUUUUCGCAACCUUGGUUGACCGUCUCAAGUCAUCAGACACGCGCAGUGGCAUAUUGCGCGAUGCUCAAAUCCAGGAGCUCUAUGAGGGGAUCUCAUCUUUGCGAUCGAAACUUGCAAGGUCACUUGGUGAUGCCGUCGGCAAGUAUGAGUCCCUGGUCGAGACGCAUUCCAAGCUCGCCACUGUUCAAAAGUAUUAUGAUCGUUUACUAGAGGCAAGAUUGGAAAGUACUUAUGGCGGACGAGGAUAUAGUGGAUAUGAAACUCAGGAUUACGGGCAUGAUGUAUCGGGAUACUAUGGAGAGUCACAGUCGGAAUACUACUCGCAGGGUACAGCUGUUGGGCAGCCUCCGGCACAACAUCAGCAACAAGGACAACCUCAGCGGCAGUACGGAGCGCAGUAUGACCCAGGAAACCAGCAGCAUCAGUCACAGCAUCAGUCACAGCAUCAGCAAGCAGCGCGGCACGAGGAAGUUUCUCUCAUUGAUCUAUAGCCUGUCUAUAUCGCCUAUCAUGCAUGAUCUCUUCGCUUGACCUUGAUUUCGGGUGCUUCACAAAGAUAGAGGGAUCUUGAGAGCGCUGAAGUAGUCUUCCGUCG
Messenger RNA from Protomyces lactucae-debilis, 1513 nucleotides. RefSeq lists its product as uncharacterized. The transcript has a single exon. NCBI's taxonomy places the organism in Eukaryota, Fungi, Ascomycota, Taphrinomycetes, Taphrinales, Protomycetaceae. Bases 210 to 1409 code for a protein of 399 amino acids. The record is from RefSeq and is a predicted model, not a curated record. Gene Ontology annotation, molecular function: metal ion binding; ubiquitin binding; phosphatidylinositol-3-phosphate binding. Gene Ontology annotation, biological process: protein transport to vacuole involved in ubiquitin-dependent protein catabolic process via the multivesicular body sorting pathway; protein targeting to vacuole. Gene Ontology annotation, cellular component: ESCRT-0 complex.